CGGGCGGGCGCUGAGGCGGAGGAGCCGCCGCCAUUUCGGUGUCGCUGCGAGCGGGGCCGGGGCAGCGCUGAGGGGGCGGCCAUGGAUCCCGGAGCCCGCCCGGGCGGCGGCGGCGGCGCCCCGGGGCAGUCCCGCGAGUACAAACUGGUGAUGCUGGGUGCGGGAGGCGUCGGCAAGAGCGCCAUGACCAUGCAGUUCAUCAGUCACCGCUUCCCAGAGGACCACGAUCCCACCAUCGAGGACGCCUACAAGAUCCGGAUCCGCAUCGACGACGAGCCUGCCAACCUGGAUAUCCUGGACACAGCAGGACAGGCCGAGUUCACAGCCAUGAGGGACCAGUACAUGAGGGCAGGAGAAGGGUUCAUCAUCUGCUACUCCAUCACGGACCGGCGCAGCUUCCACGAGGUGCGCGAGUUCAAGCAGCUCAUCUACCGCGUGCGCCGCACCGACGACACGCCCGUGGUGCUGGUGGGCAACAAGUCUGACCUGAGCCAGCUGCGCCAGGUGUCCAAGGAGGAAGGCUCUGCCCUGGCCAGGGAGUUCAGCUGCCCCUUCUUCGAGACGUCGGCCGCGUUCCGCUACUACAUCGACGACGUGUUCCACGCGCUGGUGCGCGAGAUCCGCCGCAAGGAGAAGGAGGCCGUGAUGGCCCUGGAGAGGAAAUCCAAGCCCAAAAGCAGCGUCUGGAAAAGACUCAAGUCCCCCUUUAGGAGGAAGAAGGAUUCAGUCACUUGAACAGCAGAAUUCCUCUGCAGAACGGGACAAAAGCUGUGACCUUUAGUAGCCAGAGGAGCUCGGUGACACGCUGAGGGGUGUGUGACACUCGAGGGGACUUUGCCUCACCCUGCCAGGUGGUUUUCUGUAGAACCAUGUUGCCUUGAUUCUGGGUGUUGAACUUCAGACCCAGGGACAGUUGUACUUUGUUUGUUGUGAUGUGUUUUUUACUGGACCCAGCAGGUGUUGGCCACCCAUGGCUUGGUGGCCCUGACACUUUGGAGUGUUUGUCCUCGGUCACAGCAAGCUGGGAGCUGAACUGUGCAAAACAUUCCUGGAGUUGGAGCCAGCCUCACUGAAUCUGUGGUUUUCCCAGCUGGAAAAGAGGAUUUUGCUGCUCUCCACAGUGUGAGAGGCUGAACAAAGUGUCUUGGCCUUGGAGGUCACUGAAUUUCUCGUGCCUUCAUGGGACAGAUUUCUUUCCAGGAAAAUGGAUGUGGAAUCUUUGUGUGCAACUUCAUCCAGGUGAUCAGAGCUGUAGGUGGGAUGUAAACACACCAGAAUCACAGAAUCCUUUCAGCUGGAAAGGCCCCUGGGAUCAGUGACCCAGAGCACUCAGUGCCACAUCCAGUCCUUCAGACUCCUCCAGGGACAGCGGCUCCACCACCUCCAAAUUCCAUCCCCCUUGUCCUGGGGGCAGCCCUGCAGGAGCCCCUGGGAUGGUGCAAACAGCCCUGAAGGUGCUGCCCCAGCUCCUGGGCUGGGAUGUGCUGGAGAAGGCACAGCCUGGAGCUCCCUCCCUGCUCCAAAUCCUGCUGGGAAUGGGGCACUGCCCUCUUUGGUCACUUCUGGGCCAUCCUGAGGGCAGCAGUGACACUGGGGAGCUGUUUGGCACAGAAAGUGGCUGAUCCUGAGGCUCUGCCAGUGCAGCCCGAGCAGUUCUGGGCACAGCAGGGAGGAACAGCAGCUCCUCACCUGUGCAGGUGCUCCAGGCACUCUGGGAUGCUCUCAGAAGGAUUUUCUGGCAGGGAGGAACACUCCCAGCAGCUCCUCACCUGUGCAGAUGCUCCAGGCACUCUGGGAUGCUCUCAGAAGGAUUUUCAGGUGAGGCAGCAGCUCCUCACCUGUCCAGAUGCUCCAGGCACUCUGUGAUGCUCUCAAGGAGGAUUUUCUGGCAGGGAGGAACACUCCCAGCAGCUCCUCACCUGUGCAGGUGUCCCAAGCACUCAGUGAUGCUCUCAGAAGGAUUUUCAGGUGAGGCAGCAGCUCCUCACCUGUGCAGGUGUCCCAAGCACUCUGUGGUGCUCUCAGAAGGAUUUUCUGGCAGGGAGGAGCAGACCCAGCAGCUCCUCACCUGUGCAGGUGCCCCAGGCUCUUUGUGAUGCUCUCAGAAGGAUUUUCUGGCAGGGAGGAACACUCCCAGCAGCUCCUCACCUGUGCAGGUGUCCCAAGCACUCAGUGAUGCUCUCAGAAGGAUUUUCAGGUAGGGAGGCCCAGACCCAGCAGCUCCUCACCUGUCCAGAUGCUCCAGGCACUCUGGGAUGCUCUCAAGGAGGAUUUUCUGGCAGGGAGGAACACUCCCAGCAGCUCCUCACCUGUGCAGGUGUCCCAGGCUCUUUGUGAUGCUCUCAGAAGGAUUUUCAGGUGAGGCAGCAGCUCCACCCCUGGAGGGACCCAGGACUGGAUGGAUUUCACAGCAGGUUUGGGAGCAGGAGCUUGGUGCUCCUCUGGGUUUUGGUUAUUUAAUCAGUUCUGUGCUGAGGAGAAUUCAGAUUGAAUCCAAAAUGAGGAAAAUUCAGAUUGAAUAAAAAAAUGGCUGAGGAGAAUUCAGAUUGAAUCAAAAACUGAAUGAGGAGAAUUCAGAUUGAAUCCAAAAAUGAAUAACAAAAUUCAGAUUGAAUCCAAAAAUGAGUGAGGAGAAUUCAGAUUGAAUAAAAAAUGACUUGGAAAAUUCAGAUUGAAUCCAAGCUGAGGGGAAUUCAAAUUGAAUCUAAAAAAUGAGGAGAAUUCAGAUUGAAUAAAAACUGAGGAGAAUCCAAAUUGAAUCCAAAAUGGCUUGGAAAAUUCAGAUUGAAUCCAAAACUGACUGAGGAGAAUUCAGAUUGAAUCAAAAAAUUAGUGAGGAGAAUUCAGAUUGAAUCAAAAAUGAGAAUUCAGAUUAAAUAAAAAACUGAGUGUGGAGAAUUCAGAUUGAAUAAAACAUGAGGAGAAUUCAGAUUGAAUCAAAAAAUGGCUUGGAAAAUUCAGAUUGAAUCCAAGCUGAGGAGAAUUCAGAUUGAAUAAAAAAUUACUUGGAAAAUUCAGAUUGAAUCCAAGCUGAGGAGAAUUCAAAUUGAAUCUAAAAAAUGAGGAGAAUUCAGAUUGAAUAAAAACUGAGGAGAAUCCAAAUUGAAUCCAAAAUGGCUUGGAAAAUUCAGAUUGAAUCCAAAACUGACUGAGGAGAAUUCAGAUUGAAUCAAAAAAUUAGUGAGGAGAAUUCAGAUUGAAUCAAAAAUGAGAAUUCAGAUUAAAUAAAAAACUGAGUGUGGAGAAUUCAGAUUGAAUAAAACAUGAGGAGAAUUCAGAUUGAAUCAAAAAAUGGCUUGGAAAAUUCAGAUUGAAUCCAAGCUGAGGAGAAUUCAGAUUGAAUAAAAAAUUACUUGGAAAAUUCAGAUUGAAUCCAAGCUGAGGAGAAUUCAAAUUGAAUCUAAAAAAUGAGGAGAAUUCAGAUUGAAUAAAAACUGAGGAGAAUCCAAAUUGAAUCCAAAAUGGCUUGGAAAAUUCAGAUUGAAUCCAAGCUGAGGGGAAUUCAGAUUGUUCAGAAUUUCACUCUCCCCUCCUGUGUGAGCUGCCAUCACUGAUAUUCUCAUUUUUGGGUUCAAAUCUCUCUAAAACCCAGAGAAAAGCCCCAAACCAGGAGGAGGAGCAGCAGCAAUGAGCUCAGAGGUGGCUCUGGAGCAGUUUUGGGUCUCUCAGUUGAAUUUUCCUUCUUUCCAUCAGCUCAAGGAGCCUGGCAGAGAAAAACAAAAUUAUUUUCACCCCCAAAAAAUGGAAUUUUGUGCCUUCCCUGAGUCGUGCAGUGCAGUUUAGGUGUUCCCUGAUUUCUGUUGCUUCUAGAAUUCACAGAAGAGCAGCCAGCACUUUUGGGGUUUAUUUUGGGUUUUUUUUUUACACAGUGUUGUUCAAAGAGUUUUAUUUUUUGUCCUGGAUAAAUUUGUACACAGAACAAUGGCUUUAUUUGACACGAUCUAUAUAAUUUUUUAAUACAAAAAAUACAAAUAUUUGCUUUGGGUGUCUCAGUCUUGGUGGGGUUGCUCAGCCUGGGAUUGCUGAAGGAGGAAAUUUCAUUGUGGGCUUGGAAAUUUGGGGUAAAAAAUGGGAUUUAAGUGGUGCAAAGGGUAAAAAUUCAGAGUCUAAUUUGUUGAAAUCUGAACAUUUUCCAUCCGUGGUGAUUUUCCAAGGAGGUCUUUGGUCAGAUUUUUGUGACAAUCCCAAAACUUGAAGUGGAAAUGUUCUCACUUCCCGCUUGGAUUCAGCUUCAGGAGAUCUGUUUGUGGCAAAUGAUGCCAAAUCCAACCAAAUUAUACCAAAUUACACCAAAUUAUACCAAAUUACAGCAAAUCAAACCAGAUUGUAUCAAACCAAAUUAAACCAAAUCAAACCAAAUUAAACCAAAUUAAACCAAAUCAAACCAAAUCAAACCAAAUUAAACCAAAUCAAACCAAGUUAUUCCCAAUCAAUUAUUCCAAAAUUAUUCCAAAUCAAUCCAGAUUUCACCAAAUUAAACCAAAUCAAACCAAAUUAAACCAAAUUAAACCAAAUUAAAAUGCUGUGUGGGUUGCUGAGCGUGAUGGGAUGGGCUGAGCCUUAAGUGAAAAAGUAAAGUAAGGCUGAAGUAAAAAA
Messenger RNA from Haemorhous mexicanus (house finch), 4596 nucleotides. RefSeq names its product Ras like without CAAX 1 (gene RIT1). Gene Ontology annotation, molecular function: GTPase activity; GDP binding; GTP binding. Gene Ontology annotation, biological process: Ras protein signal transduction. Lineage: Eukaryota; Metazoa; Chordata; Aves; Passeriformes; Fringillidae. The coding region runs from base 82 to 735 and encodes 217 amino acids. Gene Ontology annotation, cellular component: plasma membrane. The transcript is spliced from 6 exons. The record is from RefSeq and is a predicted model, not a curated record.